CGUUUAACAUUUUUUAAAUUACUUUAUCAUUAACUGUACCGUUAAGAGCGGCAUCUUUCGGUUUAGUACAAAUAAUAUCUCUGAAGCACUCGGGUUAGACAGGAACAUGAUACUAGCAGUAGUUUCAUUUUACUUUUACAAGCUUCUUAAAACAAUUGUUUAGCUAGCUAACGUGCUCAUUUCUAAAUUCAAUUUCUUGUUCUAGCUUUCUGUUAUGUUUCGUAAAAAAGUAGUCUUGAUUAUCCCGACCUGUCAAUCAGCCCUAGAAUGGUCGAUAGACUGGUUAAGCGAGACUAAUUUCAAAACAAGGGCACGUAACCUAUCUUUUACUCAAGAGUGUCUGGAUGUUAUGGACGACACAUGGAACCAGUUUUCAGUCUAUUAUUUAUAGAUGAUUAAUGGUCAUAGCUUAUUAAGUACAACAUGAUCGUUUAUUUAGUGACUAUAAUUGUGUGAAACUGAUUUGAGGCUUGGCAUAUAUAUAAAUAUUGUGGCGAAAUUGUCGAGAUAUAUGGAGAUAUUUAUUUAUGGUGGGUCACCCUACCAUUGCAGUGGCAAUGUAGUUGGAAUGGACGACACAGCAAUCAUUCAAGCUUCCACUUCUACAUAUGUCCCAUCCACGGUUUCCAGGAAUGGUGAUAUGGUGAUGAUUAUAAUAUGCCUUUAGAUGUUGAAAAUGUUGAGCCUAAAUAGUCAACAAACAAAAUGGCGUCAAAAUCGGAUAAAUUUAUCUGUUAUAGAAGCUAAACUACGGUAAAAUAAAAAAAGUUAUUGACCGAUUCGGCUGAAAUUUCGUGUGAGGUCAUGUCUAGUCCCCGUGGACACCCCCUGAAAAUUUCAAGUCUCUACGAUCACAGGAACUGGUAGAGAUACCCCAAGAUAACCAACAUGCAGGCUUUUCUAAAAGGUGGUUCAUGUGGUUUACAAAAAGCUAAAGAUAAACCAACCACCAGUUCCUCCAAAGAUACCACAGAAAAACGAAAACAUACUCCAUGGGUUGAAAAAUAUCGUCCACGAUGUGUUGAAGAUGUUGCUUUUCAAGAUGAAGUUGUAUUAGUCUUAAAGAAAUCUUUAUCAGGAUCAGAUUUACCUAACUUGCUGUUUUAUGGACCUCCAGGAACAGGAAAAACAUCAACCAUAUUAGCUGCUGCCAGGGAAUUAUAUGGACCCGAACUCUUUAAAUCUAGAAUAUUGGAACUGAAUGCUUCUGAUGAAAGAGGUAUUGAUGUUGUCCGAACCAAAGUUAAAAACUUUUCACAGUUAACUGCUGCAGGAUCAAGAUCAGAUGGGAAACCAUGUCCACCGUUUAAGAUAGUUAUAUUAGAUGAAGCAGAUUCUAUGACUGGUGCGGCACAGGCUGCCUUGAGGAGAACAAUGGAGAAACAGUCACGUACAACUAGAUUUUGUUUAAUAUGCAAUUAUGUUAGUCGCAUUAUAGAACCAAUCACAUCAAGAUGUGCCAAGUUUCGUUUUAAACCUCUUGCUCAGGACGUACUCAGUGAUCGGUUAAAACUUAUCAGUAAGAAAGAAAAUAUUACAUUAAGUGAUGAGGUUAUCCAAGCUUUAAUAGAUACAUCAGAAGGUGAUUUAAGAAAAGCUAUCACCUAUUUACAGAGUGCCUCUUCCUUACACCAAGAUGAAACCCAAAUUACACAAAGUGAUAUCUUUGAAAUAUCAGGGAUUGUACCAACAGAAACUAUUGAUGAUGUUUUAAAAACUUGUCAGUCAGAUUCGUAUGAAAAACUUGAUACGGUUAUAAAGCUAAUGAUAAAUGAAGGUUAUGCUGCUACACAAGUAAUCAAUCAGUUACAUGAUAGAAUAGUUAUAUCAGAAGAAUUAACCGAUACACAGAAGUCAGUUAUCUGUGAAAAAAUAGCAAUAAUUGCCCGUAAAUUUAACAGGAUACGGCGAUGUUUGUUGUGGGCGGGACUUCAACGACAAUUUGACUACCCGUACAAGCGCCAGAAUUACCAUUUAAGUUAUGAAACAAUGCAAUUGAAAGUUAUAAUUAAUAUAAAGUCUUAUGCAGUUUAAAAAAUGUAUAUAUAUAUAAAGCUUGAUACGGCUAAAUAUAGUUGAGUGAUAAGUGCCUGAUGGAUGGAGCAGAUGGAUACCUACAAUUAAUGGCUUUAUUUAGUGUUGUAAUGACACAGAUAUGUCACGGAAAAUAAACACUUUAAAACUGUACUGAUAAUGAUAUUAAACAAAUAUAAACUUGCUUGGAGUAUGAACACAAA
Messenger RNA from Patella vulgata (common limpet), 2237 nucleotides. RefSeq names its product replication factor C subunit 4. Gene Ontology annotation, biological process: DNA repair; DNA-templated DNA replication. The transcript has 12 exons. The record is from RefSeq and is a predicted model, not a curated record. Lineage: Eukaryota; Metazoa; Mollusca; Gastropoda; Patellidae. The coding region runs from base 889 to 2034 and encodes 381 amino acids. Gene Ontology annotation, molecular function: DNA binding; DNA clamp loader activity; ATP binding. Gene Ontology annotation, cellular component: DNA replication factor C complex; nucleus.